CCGCCAUAUAUUCGCUAUCAAGUGUACAAACAUGAACACUCUAAAGCGCAAUCGCCCCAGUCUCCAAGUGGUGUUCAUAGAUUACGAGUAAUUUUACGGAUAUUUGGUCCUAAAUUGUAAUCAUUAUAAUACUAGACAAGUUUACAAAACAAUGCGAUUCGGGUUCUUCUUGGGUGCCAGCCUCGAGAAAAUCACGCGAACUUUGCCCUUGAUUCUACUUCUGCGUCAACCUGACUUUUCAGUAUCGUGCUCGAACAAGCAAGCCUAUUGUGAUCGUGAUAAAGGAUCUGAAGAAAAUUGCUGGAAAACUCAUUCUCAGGUAGCCGAAUAUUCAACUGCUGGAGAAAUGGCUGCACCCAAAGGUCUUUUGCUUUACUACAACGAGUACUCUUUCUAUUCUCAAAAGGUUGUUCUGGCUUUGCACGAAAAAAAGCUGCCCUUUGAGACGCACGACAUAGAUCUGAACGGAGAACAAUACAAGCCUUGGUUUCUGCAAAUAAACCCGAGAGGUGAAGUUCCAGUGCUCCAAGACAGUGGCAAAAUUAUUCCAGACUCUGCACGCAUCAUAGACUAUUUGGAGGACAAUUUCAGUAACGGACAUAGUCCCAGGCUGAUCCCUAUGGACCAGGGAGGCGAGGUGCGGCAGAAAAUAACGUAUUUCCGGGGUAUCAUCGACAAAAUUAAUGGCAACGUGCUUACCAUCGGAAGCUUACUGCACCCCGAAUUGGCCACCGGGUCUAAGAAAGUGCCUUUUAUUGGGCCUGUUAGAAAACAACUAGUAAAUGCGGACAAAGAUAGUGCGAAAAACUUACGCAAAUACGCUGAAGACAAUCCUGGAGCUCGAGAAAUGCUUCUAGAAAAGGCGGAAAACCAAGAGAAGAAACAUGAAAAGAUGCUGAACAAGGAGGAAUUUGUAGCGAUACUCAAAGAAGCUGAUAAAUUGUUUGAUGAAGUUGAGGCGCAGCUGGCUCAGCAUGCAGAUAAGACGAAUUGGUGGUUGUGCACCGACGAAUUUACUGUGGCGGAUGUGUCGUUGACUAUUCUGCUGGUGCGAGUCAAUCAAAUCGGAAUGGAGCCCUAUUUCUGGACUAAUGGAAAGCGACCUCACGUCGAGCAAUACUUCAUGCGAGUUCAGGAGCGCGAUUCAUACAAGAAAACGAUUCCCACCGCUUUCUCCCUGGUCAAGACCGUUUUCAAAACGCAGAUGCCUUUGAUUAUAGGGGUUAGUAUUGCUGUUGCCAUUGCGUUAAUAGUCGGAGGGUGGUUUAUUGUUAAGAAAAUUAUCCACAAAUAAAGUGUGAACGCGGAAAGGAAUAUCUUAGUAAUUAAGGCAAAAUCACAAGUGUGGUUGCUUGAUAGCUUGAAAGGUUAACUGAUACAUUUCUAAUUAUAUUUGUUGAGUUUUUCGUUUCUGAUGAGCAAAAUGAGACAAUGCGAUACCCAGAGUUAUUCGUAAAUCCAGAAACCAGUCAGAUUUCACGGCAACAAUUAUUUAAGACAGACGGCGUUUCUCCUGGUUUUGCGCUUCCUUAUUUUUUAUUCGCACAAGGAUUUUAAGUAAAGCAAUUGCAUACCCGUCAAUUUCGGUUGAUUUGGUAAUUGUUUUUCUAGUAUCCCGAUUAUUAAACCGCUUCCAGACUGUAACAAUACAAAAUUUUACUUAUAAUAUGUGUUAGUUAACCAUUACUAACCAAACUCUUAAUGCUGAUCGAUAGUAAUGUGAUAGGCAUGUAUUACGUAUUACGUAAACUAUAAUAACAGCCAUGACAAGAAAUAUACAUACAUAUGUCUGUAUUUAUUGUAUAUAAAUGUUCAGACUAAAAGUAA
This is a messenger RNA of Dendroctonus ponderosae (mountain pine beetle), 1827 nucleotides long. It is a transcript of the gene Gdap1, whose product is annotated as ganglioside-induced differentiation-associated protein 1. Gene Ontology annotation, biological process: mitochondrial fission; mitochondrial fusion. The record is from RefSeq and is a predicted model, not a curated record. Gene Ontology annotation, cellular component: mitochondrial outer membrane. Lineage: Eukaryota; Metazoa; Arthropoda; Insecta; Coleoptera; Curculionidae. Bases 152 to 1294 code for a protein of 380 amino acids. The transcript is spliced from 5 exons.